AUGGAGCUUAGGACGGGCGAGAUUCACCGGAUGAUUAUGCAACAGGCUCUGGAACUGGCCCAAAAAUCGCCUCCCAAGUCAAGCAACUUCCGUGUCGGUGCAGUCUUGGUCAAACUCGAUGGCGACAAAGGCUACCAAGUCACGGCAGAGGGGUUCACCCUUGAACGCCCUGGAAACACUCACGCCGAGGAAUGCUGUCUAUUGAAGCUCGCCGAAGAAAAAUGCACCACCGAAGAAGGGCUUGCUGAAAUCAGCAUGAGUCCCCAUGCUCUGUACACGACCAUGGAGCCAUGCUUCAAGCGUCUCAGCGGAAAGCUGCCUUGCGUCGAGAGAGUGCUUCGGCAGAAAUCAUGGAUCAAGCACGUCUACAUCGGCGUCGUGGAGCCCGAAACCUUUGUCGGCCAAAAUUAUGGCCGUCAAAUGCUGGAGGAGGCGGGGAUUGAGGUCUAUCACGUUGCCGGCUUGGAGAGGGAAAUUCUUGAGGUUGCCACUGCAGGCCACGUCUCAGAUUAG
Molecule: messenger RNA, 513 nt
Organism: Drechmeria coniospora
Lineage: Eukaryota; Fungi; Ascomycota; Sordariomycetes; Hypocreales; Ophiocordycipitaceae
Product: cytidine and deoxycytidylate deaminase
Exons: 1
Coding region: 1-513 (170 amino acids)
Molecular function (GO): catalytic activity
Source: RefSeq, a predicted model, not a curated record